Trichophyton verrucosum HKI 0517 is the source of this 948-nucleotide messenger RNA. RefSeq lists its product as uncharacterized. Bases 1 to 948 code for a protein of 315 amino acids. NCBI's taxonomy places the organism in Eukaryota, Fungi, Ascomycota, Eurotiomycetes, Onygenales, Arthrodermataceae. The record is from RefSeq and is a predicted model, not a curated record. The transcript has 3 exons.
AUGUUGUUGUUUUCUUAUAUAUAUAUAUACAGGAGAGAAAAGGCCAGGCCGGCGGAGGAUGACGUUAUUAUAGGGAGCGGUCGCCACCAGAAAAAACGCAACCAGAGCAAACCACAGGAACAGGAGAGAAGCGAGAGGGAAGAAGAAGAAGAGAAGAAGCGAAGAAGCGUAGAAGAAGAAGAAGAAGAACAAGGCUCAGGCGGAAGACGGGUUGAGGGUUCAGGAACAGGCGAGCGAGACAAAGGGGCGGUACGUACGGGGAGGAUGGCGCUUAGCGGACAGCGACGGCGAGGUCAAGCCGGCCAGACAGAGAGAGACAAGAGAGAGAUACGAGACAGAGAUACGAGACAGAGAGCGAGUGAGAGACGAGACGAUGCUGUCACUGACAAUGUCGUCCAGUCGUUGGGUCGUGAGUCGUUGCAGUCCAGCGAAGAGGCAGACGUAGGCAGUAAAAACGCACAAGGGAUGAAGACGAGAGCGAGACGAGAACGAGACGAGAAGAACGUCGGCGACCGAAGAGAAGAAGAAGAGAAGAAGAAGCAAAGAGAGAUCGAAUUCUAUCCGUGGCUGCAGCCAGCCAGCCAGCCAGCAGAGGGAUUGGAUUAUAUAUGUACACAGCGCUCCUAUCUUACAGCUCGAGGCGAGGACAUCGUCAUACGUCUGUCCUCGAAGACGUCCUCGCCUCGCCGUGAUGUCUUCUCCUCCUCCACUCCAUUUAUAAUAUUUAUCAGCUUCCGCUCGCUUUUCGUCUCGGUCUCAGUGGGCUUAGUCAGGCCCUUGGCUGACGUCAAGAGAGCGCGAGACAGCGACGGCGAGGUCGACCGGCGAGGUCCUACCGGCGACGGUCAACGGGUGCUGUUUAAGACAGACGACUCCCGGCCAGGCGGUGGCUCUUCUGACGUCGUCGUCGUCGUCGUCGUCGUCGUUGACAGCUGGCUAGUCAGCUAG